CGUUCCUGGUCUCGCUAUGUGCGGAAUUUUCGGCUACAUCAACUACCUGGUGGAGAAGGACAGGAAGUACAUUCUGAACACGCUCAUCAAUGGCCUUUCGCGUCUAGAGUACCGUGGCUACGACUCGGCCGGCCUGGCCAUCGACGGAGACAAGAAGAAUGAGGUGUUCGCGGUCAAGGAGGUCGGCAAGGUCGCCGCGCUGAAGAAGCUCGUCGAGGAGGCCAGCUUCGACGAGACCAAGGUGUUCGACUCGCACGCCGGCAUUGCUCACACUCGAUGGGCCACCCACGGCCCGCCGUCGCGCGUAAACUGCCACCCGCACAGGUCCGACCCCAACUGGGAGUUCGCCGUCGUCCACAAUGGCAUCAUCACGAACUACAAGGAGCUGAAGAUGCUGCUCGAGGGCAAGGGCUUCAGGUUCGAAACUGAGACCGACACCGAGGCCAUUGCGAAGCUCUGCAAGUACAUCUACGAUGAGCACCCGGACCUCAGCUUUGUGGCCCUUGCGAAGACGGUCAUCAAGGAGCUCCAGGGCGCCUUCGGUCUCCUCCUGAAGUCUGUCCACUACCCCCACGAGGUCGUUGCGGCCCGCAAGGGUUCGCCGCUCGUCAUUGGCGUGCGAACGCAGAAGAAGAUGAAGGUUGACUUUGUCGACGUUGAGUACACUGACGAGACCACUGCCCUUCCUGCCGAGAGGGCGUCGCAGAACGUUGCCCUGAAGAAGACAAACAACCUCCUCGCUCCUCCCGACAAGUCGCUCCUCCACCGUUCGCAGUCCCGCGCUUUCCUCUCCGACGAUGGCGUCCCGAUGCCAACCGAGUUCUUCCUCUCCUCCGAUCCUUCCUCCAUUGUCGAGCACACCAAGAAGGUUUUGUACUUGGAGGAUGACGAUAUUGCCCACAUCCACGAGGGUUCGCUGAACAUCCACCGCCUGCAGAAGGACGACGGCGCGUCCAACGUCCGUGCCAUUCAAACUCUGGAGAUCGAGCUCCAGGAGAUCAUGAAGGGCCAGUUCGACCACUUUAUGCAGAAGGAAAUCUUCGAGCAGCCCGAGUCCGUCGUCAACGCCAUGCGUGGACGUCUCGACCCGGUCAACAAGUCUGUCACCCUGGGAGGUCUCCGCCAGUACAUCACCACCAUUAGGCGAUGCCGAAGGAUCAUCUUCAUCGCCUGCGGUACCUCGUUCCACUCCUGCAUGGCGGUCCGUGGUAUCUUUGAGGAGCUGACUGAGAUCCCCAUUGCGGUUGAGCUGGCCUCUGACUUCUUGGAUCGCCAAGCGCCUGUCUUCCGUGACGACACCUGUGUCUUCGUCUCUCAGUCCGGCGAGACUGCAGAUUCGCUCAUGGCUCUGCGCUACUGCUUGGAGCGCGGUGCCCUUACCGUUGGUAUCGUCAACGUUGUCGGCUCCUCCAUCUCGCUGCUCACCCACUGCGGUGUCCACAUCAACGCUGGUCCCGAGAUCGGUGUCGCCUCCACUAAGGCCUACACCUCGCAGUUUGUCUGCAUGGUCAUGUUUGCCCUUUCGCUCAGUGAGGACCGCGCGUCCAAGCAGAAGAGGCGAGAGGAGAUCAUCGAAGGCCUCACCAAGGUCUCGGAUCAGUUCCGGGAGGUGCUUAAGCUCGACCAGCCUAUUAAGAAGCUCUGCGAGAGGUUCAAGGACCAGAAGAGCUUGCUGCUCCUCGGACGUGGCUCGCAGCACGCCACUGCCCUUGAGGGCGCCCUGAAGAUUAAGGAAAUUUCCUAUCUCCACUGCGAGGCCGUCAUGUCUGGAGAGCUCAAGCACGGCGUGCUCGCCUUGGUCGACGAGAACCUUCCUAUCGUUAUGAUCCUUACCCGGGAUGACAUCUUCAAGAAGUCGUUGAACGCCUACCAGCAGGUUAUUGCCCGUAGCGGACGACCCAUCAUCAUCUGCAACAAGGAUGACCCCGAGUUCCCGCCGGAGAAGACCGACAGGAUUGAGGUGCCCUCGAACGUCGACUGCCUGCAGGGUCUGGUUAACGUCAUCCCUCUGCAGCUCAUGGCCUACUGGAUGGCCGUUGCUGAGGGUUUGAACGUCGACAUGCCUCGCAACCUUGCCAAGUCGGUCACUGUGGAGUAGAGGAAACGUUUGGCUCUUUGGAUCGGCGUCUUUAGAGGUUGCACACUGGGCCGGCUAUGUAUGGAUUGGAUCGGUGUUUAGAAGCUUUGAAUUGGGACCAAAAGGUACUGCAAAUGUCUUUGAUUUGACAGAUGAUGGAAUGCGAAAUAAAGGAAGGGCCUAUGUGGCAGGGUUGCUCAGGUCUAAU
This is a messenger RNA of Trematosphaeria pertusa, 2285 nucleotides long. Its product is annotated as glucosamine-fructose-6-phosphate aminotransferase. NCBI's taxonomy places the organism in Eukaryota, Fungi, Ascomycota, Dothideomycetes, Pleosporales, Trematosphaeriaceae. Gene Ontology annotation, biological process: UDP-N-acetylglucosamine metabolic process; protein N-linked glycosylation; fructose 6-phosphate metabolic process. Gene Ontology annotation, molecular function: L-glutamine:D-fructose-6-phosphate transaminase (isomerizing) activity; carbohydrate derivative binding. The record is from RefSeq and is a predicted model, not a curated record. Bases 17 to 2098 code for a protein of 693 amino acids. The transcript has 4 exons.